AUGUACAACAACACCGGCAAUCGCUGCGCGGAGCUCUACCACGGAUACAACUGCACGGGUCCCAGCCUGACGCCGACGAAUCUGUGCGCCGUGGUGAUCCUCCUGUCCUCCUUCAUCGUGGCCACGGUGCUGGGCAACCUUCUCAUCAUCUGCUCCAUCGCGUUCUUCAAGCAGCUGCAGACCUUCUCGACGACGCUCGCUCUCUCCCUGGCUCUCUCCGACUUCCUCGUGGGCCUCGUCAUCAUGCCCUUCGCCGUCAUGAAGACCGCCUACCGAUGCUGGUUCUGCGCCGGCGCCUUCUGCAACGCGCACCACUUCCUCGACUACAUGUUCACCAACUCGUCCAUCUUCCACAUCACCUGCAUCGCCUUCGAGCGCUACGUGGCCAUCAGUGACCCGCUGCGUUAUGGCGCCAGGGUCACGAGGAAGACGAUGGCGGCGAUGCUGCUGCUGUGUUGGCUCGGAUCGGCGCUCUUCUCAUCGCCCAGCCUCGUGAGCUUGCUGAGCAAAGCCGUGUCGGGGGGGCUCAUCCAACGGGUGCGCUGCCCCGACGACUGCGUGUUCUCCGUCUACAUCGGCAUCCAGGCGGUGAUCGGCAUCUCGCCCUAUUUCAUAUCCCUCGUCGUCAUCGUCCUGGUGUACGGCAGGAUCUACUCCAUCGCCAGGAGGCAAGCGCAGAAGGUCAACUCGGAGGGGUCAAGACGCAGGGGGCAGGAGGCAGCGGCGUGCACGGACACCUUGCACAAGUGGAGGGCCAUGCGGAGGGAGCACAACGCCACCAAGACGUUGGGAGUUAUCAUCUUUUUCUUCCUGCUGUCCUGGCUGCCCUACAACGUGACGGUCAUCGUCUUCGAGUUUGUUGCCUACGCGUCGGACGUGUACCAGGUCACGCUGUGGAUCGGCUACAUCAGCUCGGCGUUCAACCCCAUCCUCUACGCCUGCUUCAAUCGCCCCUUCAGAACCGCCUUCCACCGAAUAUUGCGCCUGAAGGUCUUCACGUUGGCCGAGCGGGAUUUCGCAUUGUCCACCGUUCAGGAUGGAGGACACUGA
This is a messenger RNA of Lethenteron reissneri (Far Eastern brook lamprey), 1050 nucleotides long. Its product is annotated as trace amine-associated receptor 9-like. Gene Ontology annotation, biological process: positive regulation of MAPK cascade; adenylate cyclase-activating adrenergic receptor signaling pathway. Gene Ontology annotation, molecular function: G protein-coupled receptor activity. The record is from RefSeq and is a predicted model, not a curated record. Gene Ontology annotation, cellular component: plasma membrane. NCBI's taxonomy places the organism in Eukaryota, Metazoa, Chordata, Hyperoartia, Petromyzontiformes, Petromyzontidae.